CUCUCUCUCUCUAUCUUUCCCGUUUCCCGCUCGAUUCGCUCAACAAGUUUCACGACACCUUUUUUUCCGGAGAGUUGCAACGGGAGUUCCAGCGCGCGGAGAGGUCAACGGAAGAAAACAGAAAGUUCCGGGUGCGCGCGCGCGCGCGCGCACGUUUUCGCGGCCUUCCUCCCUGCCGGGCGGCCAAAGAGGCUCACCGGAAGUUUCGUAACGCGGCUCGUACGCAGCCCCCGAGCGGCGGUAGUACGAGCCGCGCUCAGGUACGCGUGUGCGUGAGGGACGCGUCGGUGCGUGUGUUUACAACCUGCGGAUAGUGCGGCGGCUGCGGCGGCGGCGGUGGCGUUAGGCACCGAUUACGGGAUAUGGAUUCGCAGUGGAGCCGAGCGGAUGCGGAGGGCGGCAGAUGACGGAUCCGCGAGCCGUGCGAGAGGAGGAGCCGAAUGAAAGUGAAAACGGGGGACUGCGAGCUGCGUGUUACUACCGCUACUGCUGCUGUUGCUGCUGCUGCUGCUGCUGCUGCUGCUGUUGCUGCUGCUGCUGCUGUCGCUGCUGCCACUGCGAUGUGAGAGGGAGGAUGCGUCGGCCUUCGGGAGAAGCACGGCGACGAAGGCUGCGGGAAGACGAGCACCGGCCGACGAUGAGUGUCUCGGUUUCUUCCCGCUGCAAACCCGGUGGUGGAUUGUAUGUGCAAGGGCCCACCCUCUUUAGAAUUCCCCGGCCGUAAAGGAGCGAGGAGCUCGUCGAAGACAAAGACCACGGGGAGCUGGCGCGCAAGAGGAGCGGUUAGAACGAGGAGGAGGAGGAGGAGGAAGCGGAGGAGAGGCGCGACGUGGAAGCGCAGUUGAGUGGUGAAAAAGCGAGACGGAUAGAUAAGGAGAUAAGGAAGAUGGGAGAGAGCUCGCCGGAUCUCAGCCUCCGGCUACGCCAGGGCAGUUCCGACUCCAGAGAUUCCUUCUACAUGGACUUCGCUCAGGGUAUCGAUUCCGAUAUCGAGGAAGUGACGCGACCAGGCGACAAUAAUUCCGAUCCGAUGCUGGAGAAUCAUCUGGAAGAGAACGGGAACGAGCUGCCACCAAUCGAGGACAUCACGACGAUCCCGGAGGAGGCAUCGGAGGAAUUGAGGGAGGAGGAGGAGGCGGCCGCGCUGGAGGCUGCUCUACGAACGCCGGACGGCGGCACGAUUAGCACGGAGAUUGAGAAACCGCCGGGCACGGCCACCACGCAGGAUUGGCCUGGGCUGCCGGUCGCGCUACCAUCACCAGCCUCGCCAUCCGCGGUAAUCGUCUCGCCGGAAACGCUGUCUAGACACAGCAGCAGCUCACCCUCUCGCGUCCACCGGCCACCCCAAUUCGCGUUGGCCCUGCCAUGCUCCUCGCAGCCGAUUCCGGCGGUCUGUUACCCAGCGCCGACCUUCCUCGAGGUCACCGACGAGCGGAAGUGGAAGAACCUUGGAUGCGACGCCCUGGCAACCACUUUGAGCGCGUUGUACGGGAAACUUCUGGUCGUGAUGGGGAUCGCCUUUCCCAUGGCGGAAGUAAUAUCCACGUAUAUACCGCCGUCGUUCUACGAGGCUUUCUACCUCUACCUCUACUUCGGCAGCAUGAUCUUCCUCGUGUACAUGUACGCCAUGUUGUUCAGGGACGGCAAAUCGAAACCAAAAAAGCAGAAGGACGUGUGCGACCUGGACUCAUCGCGGUCGUCGAGCGGCGCCGGCGGCGACAGCGACGCUCCUGAGACCGGAUGCCCGCACAUGAAUCCGGCACGUCCGGUCCAGCACUACGGCAGCUUCUACCUGCGAAUGGGCGCCGUGGCGUUCGGCAUCGGCUCGAUGAUCUACUCCGGGCUGGAAUUCGGCCAGUAUUUCGAGCUGGAACGCAACACCAAGUGUCACAAUAUCAUGCUGGCUCUCACACCCGCCACGAGAAUGGCCUUCAUCUUCAUCCAAAUGUACUUCAUAUUCCUGAACAACGAGCAAAUGAAGGUUUAUCGCCAUCGCGUGGUCGCGCGUUUCGGACUGAUGCACAUGAUCGGCACGAAUCUGUCAGUCUGGUUGAACGUUCUCGUCCAGGAGACGAAGCACGAGAUCCUCACGUUCUACAAUCCGGAGAACAACUCCCUCCGGAUCUCCCACAGGCUGGGCUCGAAGGGUGGACUUCAUCUCGGCGGCCACACUCACUCCCAUCACGGGGAACACGUGCGACUGCCGCGCGGCCUCAAAGGACCCCAUCACAUGUUCGAGUGCCGACGGACGAAUAUAAUGGGAUCACUGGUGCAAGACGCCAGCCCCUUUCUCUUCCCGUGCACGAUCGAGUACAGCCUGAUUUGCGCGGCCAUUUUAUACGUUAUGUGGAAAAAUAUAUCGAAAGUCGGAUUCACGCAGCCCACGACACCGCCGGGCUCGCGUCACCAUGCGCACGCCUACAGGAAAUCGCCUCACCAUUACAGCGUGGACUGCGCCCGCGCGCACAAGGGUCUCUUCGUGGGCAUCUUGAUCCUGGUACUGACCAUCAUUUCCCUAAUCCUCUUCUUCGUGCUCAUCUCGCGACCCGAACUGGUCAGCCUCGCCGUGACCGAGGUGAACGUCUGCGAGCUCACGCUCUACGGGAUGUCCACCCUGGCGACGUUGAUCGGCAUGUUCCAGAUGCGCAAGCUGCGCUACGAUGGCGGCAGAAACCUCGAGCUGGACAACAUCCUGCUGGUGGCCGCGCAAACCGGCAUGUUCAUUUACUCCACAUUCACUAUCAUCGGCGGCCAUUUCACCCUGCAGAAGCACACGGUGCUGGUGCUGGUGACCGCGCUGGCCAGCGUCGUGCAGACCACGUGUCAGACCAUCUUCAUCCUGGACGCCUCGAGACGCUCAGUCGCCACCGCUGAACAGAUACGACGGAAGCCAGGCCGGGAGAUCGUGACGUUCCUCUUGGUGACAAACUUGGCCAUGUGGGCGAUCAACACGCUGGAGAAAUCCCGAGCGGAAUCGCACCCGGUGCAGCUGCACUUCUACGGUCUGUGGGCGUGGACGAUAAUCACCCACGUGUCAAUGCCGCUGGCGAUCUUCUACAGAUUCCACAGCACCGUGUGCCUGUGCGAGGUGUGGAAACGGGCCUACAAGGUCAAGCCCACCUACAUGUGACGCAAGGGGUCCCGCGAGGUCGUGUGGAAGACCGCAGCUGCCCCGCAACGGUUCUGCAGGAGUCUGCAGAGACUCGACGCCAUCGCGGAGAACGACCCGGCAUAUUUCAUAUGAUCGAGGGAAGCCGGCUCGGACGCCCGACCGCUUUGGCCCGGGGAAGCCCGGUCGGCCGGCGAUCCAUGGUAUUAUCGCAUGGAUAGAACUAUCCUGGACGUCCAGUCGGACGAUCCGCACGCCGUCACCAGGCUGUACGCGUGUCGUUACAAGAAAUUCCGUCAGAUUUCUGGUCAGCUCCAAGAGCUCACGACAUAGAACUAAUGCAGACCCAAAGGCCUGAAAAAAAGGACGUCCGGAUACUAUGCAAUAUAGCAAACAUGAGAUCUGUUCUUUGCAGCUGCGCUAGGUGGCGCUGGGUCUGCGCUUAAGCCUCUUUCCGCCGCAGCAAUUUGAUGACGUCAAGAGUGAGGGAAUCCAUGCUGAAAAUUCUUAUGAAAUUCCUACGUAUUACGUCGAAAUGAAAAAGAUGUAUCCGUAAAAUAACACCUGCAAUCUAUCGAUAGUUCAAUUCCGAAAUGCUCUGAAAACUUUUGUCGAAGCGAUUAAAAAAUAGGCGAAAAUUUGACACGACGAAAUCGUGCGAGAAAAGAUAGAUUGAGAAAGAAAAGCGCGCAUUAUGUUAAUUUUACGGUUAUUUGUCAAUUGUUAGAGCACAAGGAAGGUUCCCUGGGCGCAUUUUGGAAAUGUACUCGAUCGAUUGUCAUUUUAUGGAUAUAUCUUUUUAUUUUGACGCGUUCCGUAUGCAUUUUUAAUACAGAUCUCCUCGCUUCUAAUCAACCAAGAAUUCCGCGAUGAGAGACCAGGAGCUUUGAGGCUCUCGCUACUUUCUCCAUGUCAUCUUGAUUGUGACGUCAGCGAGAAAAUAAUAGGUUGUAAAUGAGAAGAUAUUUGUUCGAAAAAACACUUCAGAUCGCUCGAGUAUCCUUGUAAAACGCUUCGAAAACUAUACUUCUUUCUUGAAUCAAUGAAUGAAACAGCCCUGAAAUGACCGUAAUUGACCGAGGUUUAAUUAUGCGAAAUGAUUGCGCAUACGCAUGAUUAUGCCUCGUAAUAGUCAUUUUACGGCUGUUGAUGGAUUAUUAAGAGAACAAGGUAGUUCAGAGCAUUCGGCGGGAGUAUACUUGAAGUAUACUCGAAGUUUCACAAAAAUGUCUUCUCACUCGGAAAUGGCACGCGAGAAUUUCCAGCGUGUUUUCUCACUUCUGACUUAAAAUCAAGUAGAUACAUACUGACUCUUGCUGAAAGAGAGAAAAAGAUAAAAAAGAUUGCAAAGCUGCAAAGAAUAGAGCUGCGGCCAGUUAGAAGAAAAGAAGGACGAUUCGACGGGAGAGCGCUCGCAAGUACGAACGUAAACAGUAGGUUAAAUUCGGAGGUUAGUUAUCUCGGAGGUCAGUGUCUUUAGUUAAUCUUGUACAGAUAACAGAUAGCAGAUCGGCAGAAAUGUCGGCGACUCCGCGCGUAGUCCGCGCAACACACCGUUGCGAAAGUCCACUGUCACUUCCUAAAUAAACAGAAUUAGUCAUCCGCUGCUCGAAAUGUCGCUCGAAGCGAUCGCGUCGGGGAAGGGUCCUCGAAGGCAAGACAAGCGAGAGGCACCGAAGAGGUGGAAAAACUGAAGAGACGGCGAGGUCGUCGCGGGUCGAGUCGACUUACGGAGGAACCCUUCACUGCAAACGUACGAUAUUUCUCUCGAGCUUCGCCUGGCCAUCCUCGCAAGAUUCCCACGUGACUAAUCCUCCACUUCGCCAUCGAUGCCUGUAAAUAGCAGCCUCUGUUGGCCACAUCGCGCACCGGAGAAAACAGAGCCGCGCGCGCCAAUUAGGGAAACUUGCGAAUCACACGCGCAACCGCACUUAGAGGAAUCCCGGGUUUCGUAUCGAUAAACGAUCAAUAUUACGUGUGUGUGUGUGUGUGUGUGUCGAUAUCUAUCACUCGCCGUUUCCCACAGCUUUCGCCCUGAGCCGUGACCCUAGAGAGCAAGAGCGGCGGCGCGCGCGAGAUUGGGGAGAAUCAGAGUUCAGCCGUAAGAAAGAGAGUUCAAUCGCGAUAACGAUAGAUUAACGAUCCCUUCGCAGUUACCUUCUAUCGAUGCCGCGAUAUCGCGCCAACCAGCGUAAGAGAGGCCGGAAAACGGAUCAUUUAGCGCUGUUCGGGGAAUGUAGCAAUGGAGGUGAUGAUGCAAUCAGCUGAAUUCUUCGUCGGGUCUAAAUGGUCGAGCCGACUAAAGUAUACUCGACACGGAAAAUUCAUGAAUCGUUACGUUCGUUAUGAUAGAUUACGAUAGAUUCUAAAGGCUCGUCUCGUCCGGAGACGCUCGAGUGUGUUUUCAGAAUAUUCCACGGAGAGCGAAAUAGAAGAAGGGACGCCAAGUCACAGAGAAACACAACCGACCAAACGUACGACUCGUAGGUGACGGAACUCGUCCACUCGUUAGAGCUAGAGAGAGGGUUAGAUCUCGCUAAAUUAGAUUUUCUUAGAAGCAAUUUCAUCGAAGCGUAGCCCUUCGAUUUUACGGGAACAAUGAACCUUUGUUCGAUACACAGUUUUCUAUUUCUGAGCUAGAGCCCGAGAGGUGGGGGAGAGUGGGACUUCUCUCGCCUCGGAAGACUGAAACAGAUAUCGGGGGAAGGGCCGGAACAACAUACAAAUACAAAUCCUGAUCCACUUCGAACCGAGUCCUCUAAAUCCGUGCCUCGAGAAAGGGAAAGAGCCCAUGCCCGAGGUCGCUCAGUUUUCAAUGACGAGACUCUUGAAAUUUGUAAACGUUUCGCUGUCUUGAAGGAUUCUCUCGGCUUAACCGAGGAUCUCUCUCCGAUAAUCAUUGGAAUUCCGAUUGAUCGACGUAAUUAGCGGCAAAGCCUGAAAAAAGUGUACACAUUUUGGAAUUUUCUAUCGCUGAGAAUCGAAAAGCGUGAGCAUGGGCCCUUCACUUCCGAGAGCUACAGAGAUAUCAAAUUUUAUUGUUCGGUGCUCGCGAUCGAAGGCGUUUGAACGCUUUUAUGGAUAUCCGUCUUCCACGUAGUACAAACUGCAGCUUAAUCCUGGAGCACUGGGCUGAGUAAAUUUUCGUUGAGCAACGCACACAGUGUGACGGUUUGUAUAUGUGAAAAUAUCAGCGAACAAUACGAAAUUAGUGAAAGAAAGCCAAGAGACUCGCCUAUUCACUUUUCCUCCAGAGAGCCUGAGGCGCAGGAAAUUCUUCGCGAAUAAUCUGACGUCCAACAACAGGAUCAACUCAGUGUUCUAGGCUUAAGCGACAAUCGUCGCGUCCAUUCACAUGGUUCAAGAACAAAAAUUGCGGCGGGAGAAAUAGAUUACGAAUACGUUCGAUAUAAUGACAGACAAUAUUUUGGUAUAAUGAUGUUAUUCACGAGUUUCUGUGGCGAACAAAAUUAUGUCCCCCUUAUUGAGCGUGACAGUUGCGAGACAACUGCACAGGUCCUAAAUCAUUUUACUGUGACGUGGUCGCACAGGUAGUUGCAGUAAUUAGAAAUAUUCUAACAGAGCGUAACGACGCAAAAAGGAACUUUAUUUCUCUUGGUUUCUUAUCCAGCAAACUCGAAGUCGAUGCUCGUUUCGCGAACCUUGAACUAUCGAACGUCUAGAAUGUUGUCCAUAAAGU
Molecule: messenger RNA, 6809 nt
Organism: Harpegnathos saltator (Jerdon's jumping ant)
Lineage: Eukaryota; Metazoa; Arthropoda; Insecta; Hymenoptera; Formicidae
Product: proton channel OtopLc
Exons: 9
Coding region: 887-3130 (747 amino acids)
Biological process (GO): proton transmembrane transport
Cellular component (GO): membrane
Molecular function (GO): proton channel activity
Source: RefSeq, a predicted model, not a curated record